Cicer arietinum (chickpea) is the source of this 668-nucleotide messenger RNA. RefSeq lists its product as uncharacterized. NCBI's taxonomy places the organism in Eukaryota, Viridiplantae, Streptophyta, Magnoliopsida, Fabales, Fabaceae. The record is from RefSeq and is a predicted model, not a curated record.
AUUAUAUUCAUAUUUCUAAUAAUUAAACUCUUUUUUAAGCAAGGAUGAAAAUUAAAUUAUUCCUUUUUUGUGCAAUAAUUCUUAUCUCUAUUAAUGCAGAAAUUGAGCCAACUAAAAAUGAAAAACAGUCUGGUGCUACAAAAGAAGUAGAUGUAGGAUUGAGACGUGGUGGCGAGCUUAUUGGUGGAUUGAAUUUGGUUGAAUACAGAGGAGCUAGUGCUACAAAAGAAUUCAAAGUAAUUGAUGUAGGCAUGAAUUUGAUUGGAAGUGGAAGAGGUAAUGGUACAGAAAAUGAAGAAACUAAAAAAGAAAGGACUCCUAGAGUAGUCGGUAGACAAAAUAGAGAUCUUCAAAAACGUAAAGGAAGGUGGAUAUUUUGGCCAAAAAAGAAAUAUAAUAGUACCUAUAUCCCAAACAAGGAAGAAGAUGCCGCUAAUAAACCAUGGAAAAAAGAAAAGACUCGUCCACCAAGUGCUAGACUAAACCCGCCGGAACGUAGAAGAUGGUGGAUACCUAGAAAAUGGUGGUAAUUUUAGCGUAAAUCUAUGUCACUUUAUGCUUACUCAAUAAAUAAAAGGAUCAACAUCUUUCACUUGUGUCCACCGCUUAUAUGUAUUCUCAUAUUUAAUGAAAUAAAAUAACAAGUACCACAGUUGCAUGUCAUCUUA